Molecule: messenger RNA, 1612 nt
Organism: Tetranychus urticae (two-spotted spider mite)
Lineage: Eukaryota; Metazoa; Arthropoda; Arachnida; Trombidiformes; Tetranychidae
Gene: SpdS
Product: Spermidine Synthase
Biological process (GO): spermidine biosynthetic process
Cellular component (GO): cytosol
Molecular function (GO): spermidine synthase activity
Source: RefSeq, a predicted model, not a curated record
CAUUUUACCAUUAACUCUGAUUUCAUAAGUUGGAUGUUAUUAUAUAAACCAAGACUAGUCUCAAUCUAAUAUUUUGUAGUUUAUUUACAGUCUAUAGUCAUCACCAGUCAUCUAAUCUCAUCAAACUGUUUGUCCAGAUAAUCAUCAUCGUUUGACCAUGAUCUUCAUUGAUUUUUGACAAAUAAUUAAGUAAACACUUAAUUUUCCCAUUUCUCUUAUUAAUUGGUAUUUUGUUUGAUUUUCAAAUUGUUUAUUUUCAUCUCAUUCUUGAAUUACAUUGACAGACUUCAACAGCAUUUAACAACUUUGUCAGCUCCAAGUUGAAUUAAGUUAACAAAAAUGGAUUCAUACAUUAAAGGCUAUUUCUGUGAAAAGGACAUUGCUGAUGACUGUGACAAGAUAAUUAGUGCUGUUAAAUGUGACAAAUUGAUUCACGCCGAGAAAACCAAAUACCAAGAUUUGGUUGUUUUUGAAAGUGAUGUUCUUGGACGUUGUCUUGCCCUGGAUGGAGCCAUGCAGUUAACAGAAAAGGAUGAAUUCUCAUACCAAGAAAUGAUUUCCUUUCUUCCUCUCAACAGUCACCCCAAUCCUAAGAAGGUGUUGAUUGUAGGUGGUGGUGACGGUGGUGUUAUCCGUGAAUGUCUGAAACAUCCAAGUGUAGAGUCAAUCACUCUAUGUGAAAUUGAUGAAAGAGUGGUUGAAGUUUCCAAGAAAUAUCUUCCCUUUAUGGCCUCAUCAUUCAACGAUCCUAAAGUAAAGGUUUUAAUCGGUGAUGGAUAUGCUUAUAUACGGGAAAAUAAGGACGCCUUUGAUGUAAUUAUAACUGAUUCAUCAGAUCCAAAAGGACCAGCUGUGUCUCUUUUCCAGAAGGAAUAUUAUCAAUCAUUAAAGGAAUGCCUUCGAAGUGGUGGAAUCAUUGCCUGUCAAGCUGAAACCAUUUGGUUUCAUUUGCACUUGAUUAAGUUUCUUUAUGCAACUGCUUCCGAGUUAUUUGCAUCGGUUGCUUAUGCCUUAACACUGGUUCCGACGUAUCCUUCAGGCCAGAUUGGAUUUCUUUUAGCUUGUAAAGAUAAAAAGAUCAAUUUCGGUGAGCCUAUCCAUAAGUUAACCGAUGAACAAGUUGCUGAAAUGAAAUUGAAAUAUUAUUCAACUGAAAUACACCGAGCUUCAUUUGUAUUACCAAAUUUCGUACGAAAUGAGCUGAAAACUGAAACUCAGUCUAAAUAAGAUUCCAUUUGUAACUAUUAACAAGCGGUAAUAUAAGUUACAAGUAUGAUAGUGGCACUGUUUUUAUCUUCCUUUUCCUUCUGUUUUCAUUUCAUGAUAUCACCCCCAGUCUCUUUUAUCUCCAAUGCAGCAUCCAUACAGCCAUUAAUCAGCUAUCGGUUCAUCUGUCAAUAUGUAUUAAUUGUCACAAUUUAUCCAAGGAAUCUGAUACAAAACAUGAUAAUUUAUAGUUAAAGGUGUGCAAAUACAUAAUUGAAUUGUAGGGAAAGAUUAAAACUAACAUUUUUAUAAUCAGAUUGAAAAAUUUACAGAAAUCGAAAUGUGAGCUCCAUGACUUUUUUUGCAAACCCAUUAUCAAUGAUUAAAAACAUUGUGCAACUUGAAA